This is a messenger RNA of Culicoides brevitarsis, 2273 nucleotides long. It is a transcript of the gene Orco, whose product is annotated as odorant receptor coreceptor. Bases 284 to 1705 code for a protein of 473 amino acids. Gene Ontology annotation, cellular component: plasma membrane. The record is from RefSeq and is a predicted model, not a curated record. The transcript is spliced from 8 exons. NCBI's taxonomy places the organism in Eukaryota, Metazoa, Arthropoda, Insecta, Diptera, Ceratopogonidae. Gene Ontology annotation, biological process: sensory perception of smell; detection of chemical stimulus involved in sensory perception of smell. Gene Ontology annotation, molecular function: olfactory receptor activity; odorant binding.
CUUUAAACGGAUUUUUUUCGGUCUCUUAUUUGUCUUUUUUUCAACACUUAAAAAAAAAUUCAAAGCUGGUAAAAAAGUGAAAAAAUUGAUAGAAAAUGGCCCAAGCCGGAAAUCCAAUAGAGAAUUGUGAAAAAACGAUACAAAAAUAAAUUUGAUCUGAAAAUAAAAAAAAAGAAAAAUAAAUAAAAAAUUGAAAUUUACUUAAUUUUUGAAGUGGAUAAAAGAAAGCAAGAAAAAAAAAUAACAAAGAAUUAAAGAAAAAUAAAGAUAGAAGAGAAAAAAAAUGGAAGUCCAACAGAUGAAAUAUCAAGGGCUCGUCGCCGAUUUGGUGCCAAACAUCCGUUUGAUGGAAGGAGUUGGCCAUUUUCUGUUCAAAUAUGCACAGGGCCCCGUCAUGAUCCGCAAAAUCUAUUCAUGGGUAACGCUUGGCUUGGUGACUUUCCAAUACGGCACGAUGCUGCUCAACUUGGCGCAAAAUACGGGCGACGUCAACGAACUCACGGCAAACACAAUUACCGUUCUCUUUUUCGCGCACAGCUUGAUCAAGUUUUUGUAUGUCGCCGUGAACUCGGAAAGUUUCCAUCGAACUUGGAGCAUUUGGAAUCAGGCGAAUGUUCAUCCGUUAUUUGCGGAAUCGGAUGCACGAUAUCACUCGAUCUCCCUCUCGAAAAUGCGCAAAUUGUUGGUUAUGGUAAUGGGAACGACGCUUUUUGGGGUUGCAGCAUGGACUGUUAUUACGUUCUUUGGCGAAAGUGUUAAGGGAGUUGUUGAUAAAGCUACGAACGAGACUUAUAUUGUGGAUAUUCCGCGAUUGCCGAUUAAGUCGACAUAUCCUUGGGAUGCCAUGCACGGAUUUUUCUACUGGCUUUCGUUCGUUUUUCAGGUUUAUUAUUUGUUGGUAUCGAUGGUCCAAGCUAAUCUUGCUGACGUACUUUUCUGCUCAUGGCUUAUCUUCGCAUGUGAACAAUUGCAACAUUUGAAGGGUAUUAUGAGACCUCUCAUGGAGUUGUCUGCAACUUUGGAUACUUACCGACCCAAUUCCGCUGCCUUGUUCAGAUCCGUUUCUGCCGCCUCCAAAUCCGAAUUGAUCGCCAAUGAAGAAAAAGAAGAAGCAAAAGAUUACGAUUUGGGAGGAAUUUACAGCUCCAAGGCGGAUUGGGGAGCACAAUAUCGCGCGCCAUCCACACUACAAAACUUCAACGGCAACAAUCCGAAUGGCUUGACAAAGAAACAAGAGAUGAUGGUUCGAAGUGCCAUCAAAUAUUGGGUUGAGCGACACAAACACGUCGUGCGACUCGUAUCGGCAAUCGGAGACACGUAUGGCGUCGCUUUGUUGCUGCAUAUGUUGGUUUCGACCAUCAAUCUUACUUUGCUCGCGUACCAAGCGACAAAAAUCGAUGGUGUCAAUGUGUUUGCCUUCACGACAAUUGGCUAUUUGGUCUAUGCGUUGGCUCAAGUGUUCUUGUUCUGCAUUUUCGGUAACCGAUUGAUUGAAGAGAGCUCAUCUGUCAUGGAAGCUGCUUACUCAUGCCAUUGGUAUGAUGGCUCGGAGGAGGCAAAAACUUUCGUUCAAAUUGUUUGUCAACAGUGCCAAAAAGCUAUGACGAUCUCGGGCGCCAAGUUCUUCACUGUCUCGUUGGAUUUGUUCGCUUCAGUCCUCGGUGCUGUCGUAACAUACUUCAUGGUGUUGGUACAAUUGAAAUAAAUUGCCGCCAAAAGCAUCAUGAACAACAAUCAAGUUCAAUUUUUCACUUUUUACUAUAAAAUUAUACAAAAACGUAAUUAUAAUACAAUGUUAUACUACGAUAAAAUAUUCACAGAAUCCCUCAAAGGGUUUAAAAUAAUUAAAAAGUGCACUUUUUCAACAACAUGCAAAAAAUAUAUAUUUAUCUUCAUAAUAACAAUAAAAUAUAAUAGAGCACCUACAAGUUUACAGUGGAAAAAAACAUGAAAAAGGGAAAUAUACGCUUUAUUUUACAAAAUAUUCAUCAUGAUGUAGAACAAGGAAUGGAUUAAUUUCACAAAAAUUUAUAACUUUAUAAAGUAAAUAACAUACAAAAGAGAGGCAGCUUAUCACAAAACAACAAACACACUAUGCUAACUCAACACGUACCACAAAAAUUGCAUUUAAGCUUAAAAAUAAAUGUAUAAAGAAAAGAAGAUUAUAAAAAAUAUCUGACUGAGCUCGAGAAUAAAUGAAAAAAUAAACGGAUUGAAUUUUACAAAUGGACGGUUACUAUCAAAAAUAAUAAAAUACAAGAAAAUAUUUAUAA